AUGGUGUCCCAAGAAGUGUGCUGUAUGUCUGGAGCCCGCAUACAAGAUGAUAUGGAAAGGUUGCUGAGGCUCAUGCAUCUCUCUGUCCACUACCCUAUGCUGCUUAUCUACUUCGGCACUAAUGAUAUUACCAGUCUGUUCAGGUUAAACUUCAUUUUAAUUAUUUGGAUCUCAACAAUGCACCUGUGGGGGUGUUACCCAACUGUCCCUUCUACGCUGUCCAGGAAAUCUGAUUACUGUCUCACCCUGCUGAAUAGCUGCUUAGCCAAGCUGGACAGGAGUGAAGAAUUGACUUUUCUAAAACCUUUCCUGGAGAAGUCUUUCAUUAAAAGGUCCUUUCGCAAUGGAGUUGGAUCAGGAAUUAAAAAAACUUCCUUUCAAAGAGCAAAUUAAUAAAUAACUGCUCAAGAAAGUACCCUCAACUUUAGCAUCUAACAUUUAACUGUGAGCUUAAAAUAAUUUGCAAUGCAUUUCUGUUACAAAACCAACAGAAACAAAUGUAUCAGCAUGUUCAUAAUGUAAACAGAUGUUUAUUUCAAAUAGUGCAAGCCAAGUG
Gopherus evgoodei (Goodes thornscrub tortoise) is the source of this 556-nucleotide messenger RNA. RefSeq names its product neuropeptide S (gene NPS). NCBI's taxonomy places the organism in Eukaryota, Metazoa, Chordata, Testudines, Testudinidae. Gene Ontology annotation, biological process: neuropeptide signaling pathway; positive regulation of synaptic transmission, GABAergic; positive regulation of synaptic transmission, glutamatergic. Gene Ontology annotation, cellular component: extracellular region. Bases 1 to 393 code for a protein of 130 amino acids. The record is from RefSeq and is a predicted model, not a curated record. The transcript has 3 exons.